GGCCGGGAAGAGGGGAAAAGCGGAGAGGCUGGAGCGGCGCUUUUUGCCGCCUCGGUCUGUCAGGUUGGGGGCAGGGAGGGCGGAACGGCGGAACUCGUGGAGGUAAGGUGUUGGGGCCGCCGUGGACAUCAGGAAUGGUCGCGUCUUCCAGCAGCAUGGCGGCUGUCGCGGCCGGGACUGGGCCCGCGCCGCAAGCUCGGGCUCGGCUUUGUUAAAGUUGUUCGUGUGGAAGCGGGAGAGGAGGCGUUGUGGCGGGGUCCGCACAGGCUGUUUGCGGGGUGCCUCCGAGGAGCAGCCGCCUGCGCCUCCGGCUCGGCUCGGCCACCUCUGGCUCUGUGUCACCUCGGCUCUUCCGUCGCGCCCAGCGCCUGGUCAGCUGAGCGGAGCGCAGCGGCGGCUCUGGAAGGCGGGCGUGUGGCUCGUCGGGCGAAGGCCUGUGAGCCUGUGUUGUGCAGCCUGGAUCCGGAAACUGCCACGAAGCAUCGCGUCACCGGAGCUGAAGUCUCCUUAAGGAACAGCUUCACAGACGGGAGCCAGAAUGUUGAGAAUUAGGAAGUUUUCAGUGAAUGCUUUAAAGUCGUCAAGUUUGUGCAAUGAGCAUGUGUACUUCAGGAGGAGAAAAAUGGGAGUCAUCAGUGUGACACAGCAAAACUACAGUCUAAGAAACUACAGUUCUCCACCAGGAGAUGUUAAGUCUCUGCGUUCUGUCAUCAGCCCUCACAUCUCCAGAAUCCGAAACAUUGGCAUUAUGGCUCACAUCGAUGCAGGGAAGACCACGACCACAGAGAGGAUGCUGUAUUAUUCUGGAUACAUAAGGACACUUGGAGAUGUUGAUGAUGGGGACACGGUCACAGAUUUUAUGGUGCAGGAGCGAGAGCGUGGUAUUACCAUUCAGUCCGCUGCUGUUACAUUUGACUGGAAGGACUACAGAAUCAAUCUGAUUGACACCCCAGGUCAUGUGGACUUUACAGUGGAAGUUGAGCGUUGCUUGAGAGUCCUGGAUGGAGCUGUAGCAGUGUUCGACGCUUCAGCUGGUGUUGAGGCCCAGACCCUGACAGUGUGGAGACAAGCAGACAAACAUCAGAUACCACGAAUUUGCUUUUUGAACAAAAUGGACAAAAACAGGGCAAGUUUUACAUAUGCUGUUGAGAGUAUCAAACAAAAAUUGAAGACAAAACCUUUGGUUUUACAGUUGCCAAUUGGGGAAUCCAAGACCUUCAGAGGACUAAUUGAUGUUGUGACAAAGGAACAGAUACUUUGGAAACCUACUUCUGAUUUGGAUGAUGGAAAAAACUUUGAGCAGAAGCCACUGCUGGAGACUGAUGAUCCUGAGCUUUUCCAAGAAGUCCGGGAUGCCAGAAAUACCUUAAUAGAACAAGUUGCGGAUCUGGACGAUGAAUUUGCAGAACUGGUUCUAGGAGAAUGUAGUGAAAAUUUUGACUUAAUACCCGCUGCCAAGCUACAGUCUGCCAUCCGCAGAGUCACGCUGGCUCAGAAAGCAGUGCCCGUGCUCUGUGGCAGUGCGCUGAAGAACAAGGGAGUGCAGCCCUUGCUGGAUGCCGUUACCAUGUACCUGCCUGCACCUAAUGAGCGUUCGUAUCAGUUCCUGCAGUGGUACAAGGAUGACCUGUGUGCCCUAGCAUUUAAAGUUCUUCAUGAUAAGUGUCGUGGACCACUGGUUUUCGUCCGCGUUUACUCGGGUUCACUGAAGCCUCAGUCAGCUGUAUAUAACAUUAACAAAAGUUGCACGGAGAGAAUGAGCCGCCUACUCCUGCCUUUUGCUGACCAGCAAAUUGAAAUACCAUCCCUGAUGCCUGGCAACAUUGCUCUUACUGUUGGGUUAAAACAGAGUGCCACUGGAGAUACCAUAGUGUCAUCAAAGGCUUCAGCAGUAGCUGCAGCACGCCGAGCUGGAAGGGAUGCUGGGGGAGAGAAGAGGCCUACCAGUGACACAGAGAGCCUUCUGCUGGCAGGCGUUGAGAUCCCCGACCCAGUCUUCUUCUGUACAAUAGAGCCUCCUUCAAUGGCCAAGCAGCAAGACUUGGAUAACGCAUUGAGCUGCCUUCAGCGUGAAGACCCGAGUUUAAAAGUGAAGCUAGAUCCUGACACAGGACAAACUAUCCUUUGUGGCAUGGGAGAACUACACAUAGAGAUCAUUCAUGACCGAAUCAAACGUGAAUACGGAAUUGAGACUUAUUUGGGACCUCUGCAAAUUGCGUACAGAGAAACCAUCCUAAAUGCUGCCCAAGCUGCAGAUACAUUGGACAAAACAAUAGGAGAUAAAAGACAUUUUGUAACUGCAGAGUUAGAGGUGAGGCCCAGAUUAGGGGAGAGAGCAGCGACAAAACCCCUCAUCGAGUAUGCUGCAAGUGUCAUUGAAGUCCUAACCGAAGAACUCCAAGGAGCUGUAGAAAAUGGAAUCACCAAUUCGUUCAUUCAAGGACCCUUGCUUGGAUUCCCAGUCCAGGAUAUAGAUGUGAUGAUGCAGUCACUGACAGUGCAUCCUGACACCUCCCACACAAUGGUGUCAGCCUGUGUCUCCCGCUGCAUGCAGAAGGCUUUGAAAAAAGCUGGCAUACAAAUACUGGAGCCUGUGAUGGACCUAGAAAUCACCGUGAGUGAAGGUCAUCUGAGCGCAGCCCUCGCUGACCUUGCACAGAGGAGAGGCAGCGUGCAGGAAAUCCAGAGUCGUCAGGACAACAGAGUUGUGGUUGCUGCUGUUCCACUAGCAGAAAUGAUGGGCUACUCGACAGUUCUGCGUUCUCUAACAUCAGGCUCAGCAACCUUCACCUUGGCAUUGGCCAGUUACCAAGCCCUGAACAGUCAAGAACAAAGCGCCCUUCUUCAGAGCAGGAUGGGGCUGGUGUGAUUGCUUUACUCUGUAGAACAGUAAUUAUACUUUGUCCCUCUGUGUUAAACUCAGGAGCUUGUUCAGGUACACCAGUGAGUUAAUCUGGGACCAGCUGGUUGUGGUAAAUGGUGAAUUGGUAGCUGUAGGAGCAGCCAGUGCUUUUAACUGCUCCAGGGAAGGUUCCAGAGACUGUUCUUGUGGCACAGCCUUGCACUUGCAAAGCAGCUGAAACAAGAGACACAACCAAAAUUGGUUGCUUUGGAAGUUCUUAUGUUACAGAUACCAGCAAUGAGAAGUGAUGCAAAUCCUCUUCACAGAAAUGAGCACUAAAUCUGCCUAAUUUUUUGUGAAGCUUGUUGUCCAAACUUUACCAUUUGGACAGCCCCGUCUUGAUUUUUUUCAGAUGAGUGAAACAAUGUUUAAAAAGCAAUUUAAACUGUACAUGUGUAUGACUUCAGUAUCAUUAGAAACCACUUUGAACCAGAGUUAAGAACUGCAUGUAACUUCUACCUGAGUUUGCUUUUAGCAAGUAAGUGCAACAGAUGCCGCCGCAAAUCAAUAUCCAUGCAAAAUACACAAGCCUGGCAGCGUUCUCCCAGGACAGUGAUCCCUACCUACCCUCCAGGCCCAGAAUAUGUUAAGAUAGGGAGGACUGAGUGAUUGAAGCUGUAAUGGUUCCAAUUUUCAGUUAUCUCAGUAGAUAGAAAAGUGGCAAAUGAU
Messenger RNA from Colius striatus (speckled mousebird), 3571 nucleotides. It is a transcript of the gene GFM2, whose product is annotated as GTP dependent ribosome recycling factor mitochondrial 2. The transcript is spliced from 21 exons. Lineage: Eukaryota; Metazoa; Chordata; Aves; Coliiformes; Coliidae. The record is from RefSeq and is a predicted model, not a curated record. Gene Ontology annotation, biological process: mitochondrial translation; ribosome disassembly. The coding region runs from base 539 to 2869 and encodes 776 amino acids. Gene Ontology annotation, cellular component: mitochondrion. Gene Ontology annotation, molecular function: GTP binding; GTPase activity; translation elongation factor activity.